Molecule: messenger RNA, 1858 nt
Organism: Elaeis guineensis (African oil palm)
Lineage: Eukaryota; Viridiplantae; Streptophyta; Magnoliopsida; Arecales; Arecaceae
Product: BTB/POZ domain-containing protein At2g46260
Biological process (GO): response to red light
Cellular component (GO): nucleus
Molecular function (GO): protein binding
Source: RefSeq, a predicted model, not a curated record
CGUAAUGCGAGUGGCCGGUACUCCAGGGUUUCUUCUGCGACUUUGGCGGGCUUGCUUUUUCUGUCUUCUACUCUUCUUCUCUCACGAAAGGUAUUCUCCUCUCUCUCUCUCGCGCCCUUGCUUCUUGAAACCCAUGGAGGCCUUCCUGAGAUCUAAGGAGUCGCCCUGCAAGAAGAGCGAAGAAGAUGGAAGUCAGGCUCUGAAACGCUUCAAAUCUCGGCUCGGCGAACGCCAACUUCGUCAUCCCACGGACAGUUCCCUCAUCGUAAGGAUUGCUAAACCACAAUCCGAUAUCGCCACAGAAUAUCCUCCGAAGCCCGCAUCAGAAGAAUCUAGCAGUGUCAAGGAAGGGCAUGAAGCUUCUUGUAGUAUUUACAUACCUAUGAUUUUGAGGGUUGUGGUCAUCAAUGUCAAUUCUGAUCUCUUAUCCCAGAAUAGCAUUCAGUUCUUCAAGCUUUUCAAUGAAAUGAAGAAAGAAUCAAAAGUGGGACAUCUAAUUAUUCAGAUUGAAGAAUCUGAGGAAGACACCUUUUCUGGUCUUCUAGAGUUCAUAUACUUCCCUGCUCAGUUUGAAUCCCCAUCUUCUUAUAGAGAGAUUGUGGAUCUGCUAUUGAUGUCAGACAAGUACCAGGCUCUCUCAUGUGCUAAGAAAUGCAUCAGCCUGCUGAUUGCGAGACCAGAAUGGGCACUUUCCUGCUUUGAGCUUGCUGCAAAAGUGCACUGGGUUGAUCUAAGUCACUUACUGACCAAGUCAGUGAAGCAGUACUUUGCUUACAACCCUUGUGAAUUAAUCAGCCACAAGAAUGAACUCCUGAAGCUGCCGUUUGUUGGAAUAGAGGCACUCUUCAGUGGGGUUUCACUUGAUGUGGAAACUGAGGAUGUUAUCUAUCAAUUCAUACUGGACUGGGCUAAGACCCAUUUCCAGAACCUGGAGGACCGCUGCUCUGCCAAGGAAUUGCACCUUGAAAGCUUUAUCCACUUCCCUUAUCUGGCAUGCCAUAGGCUGGAAGAGGUGCUGCAAUAUGAAUUCUUUGACCGUGAAUCCUUAAAAAAGGCUGUAAUCGAGGCUCUGAAUUUCAAGGUCAGCAUGCCAUACCACCGCAGGCUUGCCUCGGAAGGGUGUGACAGCAACCAAUUUAUCGAGCGGGAUUAUAGGCGAACACCGAUAAGUGUUACCAGGCUUUCAUCUUUUCAUCUUGAGUGCUGCAAGGUCUAUUUCAGUCUUACAGAGAAUGAACUGUGGGACAUGUACCCAGGAGGUAGAAGAGAGUUUGAGACUUUUCAGCUUGGUGAUCAUCUCUUCAGUCUAGUGGCUUCCUGCAGCAGUGGAACUAAGAGACAUUAUUUUCAGCUAAGCAUUACUGCUCAAGGGAACCACUCAGAUGAGGUGGUCUACACCAUUAAGUAUGAGGCAAUGUGCCAAGAGAAGUUUAUGCUGAUUGAAAGAGGCUCUUUGGUAGGAAAUGGAACUUAUUUCUGCGAUGACAUGUUCAACAAAAGCUGGGAGGAUACUUUUACCAGCAAUUGUCAUUUCUUACUUGGUGGCAUUCUUCACCUAUGUGUGGAGAUUUCUUAUUUCCAGUAAGAUGGCUUACAUGACCGUCAGUUUCCUGCUAGGAUUUAUCAUCAUCCCGAAAGGUAGGAUGGUGGAAUCACUCUCAAUUUGCUCAAAUGAGCAGGCAAUGUGGGAGGGGUCUAAAGAUGGAGAUCUUAGGAAGCUUGUGUAGUGUAGUUUGAAAUAGCAUAAGAAGCUUUAGUGUAGUUUGAAAUAAAGAAAACAGCUUGCAUAGUUAAAGUAGCAUGCUUUGUACCUAUAUUUGGUUAUGUGGAGUUCCAUUCCUGCAUGGAUUGUGCAAAA